Molecule: messenger RNA, 1759 nt
Organism: Cryptomeria japonica (Japanese cedar)
Lineage: Eukaryota; Viridiplantae; Streptophyta; Pinopsida; Cupressales; Cupressaceae
Product: G-type lectin S-receptor-like serine/threonine-protein kinase At2g19130
Exons: 3
Coding region: 287-1555 (422 amino acids)
Biological process (GO): recognition of pollen
Source: RefSeq, a predicted model, not a curated record
AUUUCGUGUCAAAAUUAUUAUAUGUUGCAAUAUGCAUGCAUUCAAUAGUAUGAAUCUGCAGCUUACGCGUUGGGAAAUUGGGCCUCUUUAGUGAACUCCUUUCUAAAUUUAAGUGAUGUUUCGGGGAAACUUCCAUCUUAGAAUUCAUUUCCCCUGAAUAGUAUGAAUCGGCAGCUUACGCGUUGGGAAACUGGGCCUCUUUAGUGAACUCCUUUCUAAAUUUAAGUGAUGUUUCGGGGAAACUUCCAUCUUAGAAUUCAUUCCCCUGCAUUUUAACACUUCAGCGAUGGGAGAAAUCAGGGAAAAGUUCUGCUUAAGCCUGUUUUUUGUUUCUAUAGUGUUUAUUCAACUGAAAAGUUAUGGUGUCGUAGUCGAGGGUGAAGAUAUUCUUUCCUUGGGCGCCUCCAUUACUGGAAAUCAGACACUAAUUUCAAAGAAUGGCACAUUUGAAUUGGGGUUCUUCAGUCCAAAUGGAACCAAUAACUGGUAUAUCGGCAUCUGGUAUGCCAAUAUCCCAGAGAAGACGGUUGUUUGGGUGGCUAACAGGGAGACUCCUGCGAGAAACAGAUGUGGCGUUUUGAAGCUGUCAGAAGAAGGUGAUCUGGGACUGUUCGACGCAACGGGUGCAUCUCUUUGGUCGGUGAAUGUGACCAAGAAGCCUUCCCAGGCUUUGAUAUUAGAUUCUGGUAUGAGGUUCGGUGGACAGAAAAAACUAGUCUCUUGGAAAAGUUCACUGGAUCCUGCUCCUGGGCUUUUCUCUUAUCAAGUGGAUCCAUCAUCUGGGGUCAAACAAUUAGUGCUAAAAUGGAACAAUUCUGUAGAGUAUUGGGCAAGCGGACCUUGGGAUGGCAAUGUUUUCAGUCAAAUUCCAGAAAUGUCAAACAAAGCCUUAUACAAUAUCAGCGUUGAAAUUAUCAACUCUGGUUUCCAUGUCACAUAUACAUCGAUAGCUAUCAAGAAUGUGCUCUCGCGUUCCCUAUCAAGAAUGCAAUUAUAUGCUCUGCUUGAUGACGCUAAAUGGACCCUCCUCUGGUCUCAACCGAGAGAUCAAUGUGCCGUAUAUGGUUUGUGCGGCGCUUACGGAAUCUGCAACUCCAACAAUCUUCAGUUCUGCAGCUGCGUGGAAGGGUUCACUCCCAAAGACACUCGAGCCUGGUAUUCGCGAGACUCGUGGUCAAGUGGCUGUGUUCGACAGAGCCCGUUAAACUGUGUUGCCGAAAAUGGCAGCAGCGACGGAUUCCUGGAGCCCAGUGUCACGUUUCCUGACGCUGAUUCCGCUUCCUCAUACCCUGUAACCACAAAGGAAGAUUGCCAGAAAGUCUUGCUCCUCAACUGCUCGUGCACUGCAUUUACUUUCAAUCUAUCUUCAGGACUCUGCCAAAUCUGGUACGGACAUUUGUUAAAUAUGCGUACGUCUCUUCCACCAAAAAGCAAUUCAAAUGUUUUUAUUCGAGUAGCUGCCUCUGCACUUCCGAAGACUAAGAAAUCCUCCUCCAAAAAAACGCAACUACAAUUAUUGUUGGUGCUCUCGCCGUUGCAUUGGGUAUCUUUUUAAUUAUAAUGUGGCAGAGGCAUCGGCAGACGCUUCAGCUACGAUCGAUGGAGAGGCUUGCCGAUCCCUCCUACUCUUUUCUUAGAAUGUUUAGCUACAUGGAGUUGAAGAUUGCAACUAGGAAUUUCAGGUCUAAGCUGGGGAGCGGAGGAUUCGGCACGGUGUUCAAAGGAUACCUAAUAGACGGUACACUUGUCGCCGUAAAGA